Nothobranchius furzeri (turquoise killifish) is the source of this 10430-nucleotide messenger RNA. It is a transcript of the gene camta1a, whose product is annotated as calmodulin binding transcription activator 1a. Lineage: Eukaryota; Metazoa; Chordata; Actinopteri; Cyprinodontiformes; Nothobranchiidae. Gene Ontology annotation, cellular component: nucleus. Gene Ontology annotation, biological process: regulation of transcription by RNA polymerase II. The record is from RefSeq and is a predicted model, not a curated record. Gene Ontology annotation, molecular function: transcription coregulator activity; protein binding; double-stranded DNA binding.
AGGUGCCAAGGUGAGGGGAGCUGUGUUGUUUUUCAUCGCCGAGCCUCUCCGUCAGUCACCGCCUCACAGCCAAUGGUAAGUUCUCCUCGGUCGGACCGACGCCGCUCUGCUCCGGUCCCUCCUCGUGCUGCCUGUCCUCGCCGUGCACGCGCGUGGUACCCACGGUCGUGAGGAGGAGGAGGAUGUUGCGCGUGAAGGGGAAAUGGCUGCCGAAAACAAGCCGGAAGGACUGAAGAAAGUUCGUAAUCCGGAUCGAAUGUACAGAUCAGCAGUGUGUUAUGCUGGCCACGGUCCACCUAAGACUAUCAGUGAUGACACAGAGACCAACAAUGAACAUGGACAUUUGAAAAUAUACCUGCCCAAGAAGCUGCUUGAAUGUCUACCGAAAUGCACGUCGCUGCCAAAGGAGAGGCACCGGUGGAACACUAAUGAGGAGAUUGCGGCUUACUUGAUAACAUUUGAAAAGCAUGAAGAAUGGCUAACGACAUCCCCUAAAACAAGGCCGCAGAAUGGGUCGAUGAUACUGUAUAACAGGAAGAAGGUGAAGUACAGAAAAGAUGGCUACUGCUGGAAGAAGAGGAAAGAUGGGAAGACCACGCGGGAGGAUCACAUGAAGUUGAAGGUGCAGGGAGUUGAGUGUUUGUAUGGCUGCUACGUCCACUCCUCCAUCAUCCCUACCUUCCAUCGUAGGUGCUAUUGGCUGCUCCAGAACCCCGAUAUUGUCCUGGUCCACUAUUUGAAUGUUCCAGCCAUCGAGGAUUGCGGGAAACCAUGUGGACCCAUCCUGUGUUCCAUCAAUACAGACAAGAAGGAAUGGGCCAAGUGGACCAAGGAGGAGCUGAUCGGCCAGCUCAAGCCCAUGUUUCAUGGCAUCAAGUGGACUUGCAGCAAUGGGAACAGCAGCUCAGGCUUCUCAGUGGAGCAGCUAGUGCAACAGAUUCUGGACAGCCACCAAACUAAGCCACCUCCCCGGACUCACAACUGCCUCUGCACAGGGACCCUGGGUGCAGGGAGCAGUGUUCAUCACAAAUGCAACAGCGCCAAACAUCGCAUCAUCUCCCCUAAAGUUGAUCCCCGCUCCGGAGGCUACAGCAGCGCACACUCAGAGGUACAAAACAACGAUGUGUCCGAAGGAAAGACGGAGCACAGCGCCCAUGGUGGAGGUAAAAGCUCUGGUGGAGGUGGUGGGGGCAGCGCCAGGGAAAAACGCAACGGCAAAGUCCACAAGCCUGUCCUGUUGCACCAGAACAGCACAGAAGUGUCAUCUACCAACCAGGUGGAGGUUCCUGACACCACGCAGAACUCCCCUGUCUCCAUCAGCAGUGGUCUCAACAGCGAUCCAGAUAUGGCGGACAGUCCCGUGGUGACCGGGAUGAGCCAUGUGCCCUCUGUCAUGUCCAGCCUGUCUCAGAGCGUCUUCAUGUCUGAGGUCACUGGAGACCCUGUCUACAGCAUGUCUCCCACUGGGGGACCCAACACUCACCUGAUGGGAGCAGACGCCGCCUCACAGGGUUUGGUGCUGUCUGUGGCCACUGAGCGUCACAAGUUUGCCUUCCCUGGAGGGGGGGUGGUUGAACCUGGGACCACCACAGCAGGAGAUAGUCUGUCCAUGUUGUCUACAGCUGGGGUGUCUGAGGAACUGGUGCUAACCAGCAGUCUGGACGCAGGGGCCAUCAAGAUCCCAGAGACUAAUAUGAACUUUGAUCCCGACUGCUUCCUAAACAACCCCAAACAGGGCCAGACCUACGGUGGCAGUGCACUCAAAACGGAGAAUAACAUCUCUUCAGCAUCUUCAUCUUCUGGUGGUAGCAGCAGCACUAACGGCACGCUGCAGCGCUCACCCAACAUGUCAGACAAUGGCUACACCUUCAGCUCGGCUCUUGUGAAGAACAUCAAGACAGAAGACACCUCUUUUGAGCAGCAGCUGGCCAAAGAGAGUGGCUACCAGGUAGGGGGUGUGGUAAACUGUGGCGGUGGAGUGUCCUCUGGUGCUGGCUCAAAUCAAGGUGGCCUUGGUUUGUCCACUGGAGGCUCUCUGCUACCCUCGGGUGGGGGUUUGAGCCCCAGCACUACGUUGGAGCAGAUGGAUUUCAGUGCCAUUGAUGCAAAGCAAGAAUAUAGUUCUGGCGCUCCCGCAGUGAGUUACAGUCAGGCCAUGUCUAGUCCGCAUAUACAACACCAGAAUCAUUCUCCCAGCUUCUUCCUCCAGGACACUUCUCAAACCAGCCAGACCCAGCAGGGGAGGUCAAGCAUGGGUCCAAAAACACACAUGAUGGAGCACAACUCCCAUGACUCCGGAUCUUACAUGGGACUGCAGGUAGUGAAAACGGACUCCCCAGGCAGCAACGGACACCUUCAUCACCACCAUCAGACCCAGCACAGGGCCAACUGUAAUGGAGGCUCCCCCACGGAGGGGCCUGGUCAGGCUGGCGCUCUCCAGCUGCUGCAGUACCAGGGGCCAUUUCCUGGACUGGGCACUGAACAUGAAGAGGUGGUUGGUCUAGAGCAAGCAGGUAGCGUGAACCCAGCUCCAACUGGUGCAACGGAGAACAGAGCUGAAAAUAUUCUCAAGCCGGGGGACCACAUUCAGGGGUGUGGGCCAGGAAAUGGAGAUGGAGGGGGGGCAGACCACUAUCUGCAACAGGCCUCUGAUGGUGGUGGUGGAGGGGCAGGAGGUGCAGGUGAAGGAGUAACAAUUCAUAAUGGAAACAACAGCAGUGAUGGCAGCAACCGCUCCCAGCAGCUGCAGCCCCUCCUCCAAGGCACCAGUAUGGUACAAGGACUGUACAAUGCUGUGGGACCCCAUCAAGGUCUGGGUGGAGCAGCUAGCAAUGGAGGAGGUGGAGGAACAGGCAUGGAGAUCAGUCUAGACCACUUUGACAUUUCUUUUGGUAACCAGUUUUCUGACCUCAUUAAUGACUUCAUCUCAGUGGACAGCAGUGGAACCGCCAUGACAGCUGGGGGUGCUCUGUAUGCUCACCAGCUAGUCACAUCACACAGCUCGGAAAGCCAGAACACAGCCAGUGGGCUCCCCCAGCAGGGCCCGGAGGAUGGAGGAGCCCGUGGCUCUGGCUACAGCCCGUCAGAGCUCUGCCUUCAGCCCUGCUGCAGCCCCCAGUCUCUGAGUGGGACUGCGGCUGCAGGAGGCACCGCGGGAGAAGCCGGCUCAUUGUCCUACAUGAAUGUUGCUGAGGUGGUCUCUGCUGCUGUUGCCCAAGGGGCUUUGGGGAUGCUGCAGGCCACAGGUCGCCUCUUCAUGGUCACUGACUACUCCCCAGAGUGGUCCUAUCCUGAGGGUGGCGUUAAGGUGCUGAUCACUGGCCCCUGGCAGGAGGCCAGCUCAAACUACAGCUGCUUGUUUGACCAGAUCUCGGUCCCAGCAUCUCUUAUCCAGCCGGGGGUGCUGCGUUGUUACUGCCCAGCUCAUGAUACAGGUCUGGUGACUCUACAGGUGGCCAUCAGUAAUCAGAUUAUAUCCAGUUCUGUGGUGUUUGAGUACAAGGCCCGCGCUCUGACCUCACUGCCAUCCUCUCAGCAUGACUGGCUCUCUCUUGACGAUAACCAGUUCAGAAUGUCUAUCCUGGAGCGCUUGGAGCAGAUGGAGAGAAGGAUGGCAGAGAUGGCCAGCCACCAGCAGUCGAGCAGUGCAGGGAGUGGCGGAGCAGGGGGAGGAGGAGGGGGUGGAGGAGGUGGAGGAGGCAGUGGAGGAGGUGGGGGAGGAGGCAACAACAGCCAGUCACAGUGUGUACCCGGCCAGACGCAGGCCAGCAGCUCCUUCGAGAGUCGUGUUGUGGUGGUCUGCGAGAAGAUGAUGAGCAGAGCUUGCUGGGCCAAGUCCAAACAUUUAAUCCACUCAAAGACCUUCAGAGGGAUGACCCUCCUUCAUCUGGCUGCUGGCCAGGGCUAUGCCACCCUCAUUCAGACACUCAUCAAAUGGCGCACUAAACAUGCUGACAGUAUUGAUUUGGAGUUAGAAGUAGACCCUCUGAAUGUGGACCACUUCUCCUGCACUCCGCUGAUGUGGGCAUGUGCACUUGGUCACCUGGAGGCAGCUGUGGUUCUGUAUAAAUGGGACAGACGUGCUCUAGCGAUCCCGGAUUCCUUGGGUCGCCUGCCCUUGUCAAUUGCACGCUCACGGGGGCACACCAAACUGGCUGAGUGUCUGGAGCAGCUGCAGAGAGAGGAGCAGCAGCCUCCUGCUGCUUUACCUCCCACGAGUCGCAUGUCUUUUUCCCCAGCUCCAGACGCACCCACCGCAGACAGCUGGAUGGUCAGCUGGGCUAAUGAGAACACAGUAGCACCCGGUGGCAAGAAAGGAGGACCUGCCAACACAACAACUACAUCCAGCACCACCAGCCUCAACCCAGACCUUAGAAGACCUAGAUCGGAGCCCUCUAACUGCUACAGCAGUGAGUGCCAACGGGACCUCCCACUAGCUAAAAAACACAAACCUAACCCAGAACUGUUCCAGACGCGACCUGACAAGGCCAUGUCUGUUCCCCUGAGCCUGGAACAGCAACAACUCCACAAGCUGUCCGCCAGCACGAAGAGCAUGUCCCCGGAAGGCCUGAGCUCAGACAAAGGCCUGUCUGCAGGAGGUGGUACUGGAACAAGCAGAUGGAGCUCCAGAGAGAAUUUCUCCUGCAACUUGGGCAGGAAGGCACUAGGGAUCUGUGGGAGCAGCAGUCUAGCAAAAGAGAAGCUAGUCAACCGAUUGCGGCAGCGGGAACAGCUAGGCAUGCUGGUAAUGGCGGACAGAGAGAUGGCUGAUUCAGAAUUGCUGUCAUACCGAGAAGAUCUGGAGAACCAGGACUGUCUCACACAGAUGGAUGACCUGCAGGUGAAUAUGAUGACUCUGGCAGAGCACAUCAUCGAAGCCACUCCUGAGAGGAUCAAAAGGGAGACCUUCACCGCCGCAGACUCCGUGCCCUUAGAGACAUCGGGGGUCGGCACAACAAUGAACUGGCUGGCCAACUAUUUGGGAGAUGUAGAACAGCUGCCUAGCAUCAUUCACCUUCGGUCUCUGUACAACGAGCCCCUGACGCCAUCAUCUCACCCUGGCCUGAGCCCUGGACGGUCUCCUCUCAGAGAGGGAACCCUGGAAAGGUCAGCAGUUCCUUCUCUAGUUGACUGGAGUGAGUUCAUCAAUGCCUCCAACAGCAAGGUGGAGCGAGAGCUGGCCCAGCUGACUCUGUCAGACCCAGAGCAGAGAGAGCUAUACGAGGCUGCCCGUCUGGUCCAAACUGCCUUCCGCAAGUACAAGGGGCGGCCGCUCCGAGAGCAACAGGAAGUGGCUGCUGCUGUCAUACAACGCUGCUACAAGAAAUACAAACAGCUAACAUGGAUAGCCUUGAAGUAUGCACUUUAUAAGAAGAUGACGCAGGCCGCCAUCCUUAUCCAGAGUAAAUUCCGCAGCUACCACGAACAGAAGAAGUUCCAGCAGAGCAGGAGGGCGGCCGUGCUCAUUCAGCAAUACUACCGCAGCUACAGGGAGCUCGGCAGGCUGAGGCCUCAUCAGCGCGGCGCCGCUGCUGCCCUGGUGCAGCACAAACUGAGAGGUAGUCUGCUCUCAAAGAGGCAGGAUCAGGCAGCCAGAAAGAUUAUGAGGUUUCUACGACGCUGUCGUCACAGCCCCUUGAUGGACCAUAGACUGUUCAAGCGGGGUGAAAGAAUUGAAAAGGGCCAGGGAACAUGAGACCCCUCAGAGGAGCACCCUCCCAAUGUGACAUCACUUUCCUGAUUCCUGUCUUUGUUUUUGUUUGUUUCUGAGAGAUUUUACAAGAGAACAGAACAAAAAAGAAAAUAAAAACAUCAAUGCAAGCACUGCUAUCAUUACCACUACAGCAGUGUUACUGGUUCAGCUACUAAAACACCUACAACAACGGGUUUUUUUUUCCACACAUCUUCUGUUUCCACUGACUUGAUUUUGGCUGAAGGGCAUCAGCCACAGGCCUAUAACCUACAACAACAAGGGUGUGUGGGGGAGGAGGGUGCAGAACAUUUCCGUGGUGGUAUUUUUUGCACUUUUCCAUGGAUUGUUUCAGACAGAGAAGGACGACGAAGCAGGACAGGUGGUCUGAGGACUUCGUGCUGCGUGACUGUGGAAAAGAGAGACCAUGCAGAAACACUCUGGGCUCCUUUUGUUUUCUAUGGUUUCUUUUUUAAUGGGUUCAUUCAAAGAUGGAUUUUUUAAAACCAAAUGUGUCGAUACCCCGCCUGUCCACUUCAACCCACUGAUGUUAAUUAAACAAUAUUUCAAUUAGCUUAACUAAGCCGUCCUGUCAUGCUCUACCCCGCCAGGCUGCCCUCGUGGGGAGAGCUACUAAUGAAUGUAGUGGAGUUCAAACACGCAGAAGCAAAUUGGGGAUGAAAUUUUUCUGUUUUAACAUUUCUUAUAAAAGAAAAAAACUCUAUGCUUUAUCGUAUAAAUAUAUAUAUAUAAAUUGUCACUUUACUACUUGAAUUUGUUUCAUAUUGUCCAAUGUACCUCUUCCAUUGUCAAUGUAUUGGUGAUCUGUAUCUUCAGGCUAUAUGUUGUUAAAUCCUACCAAGAAAAAAAAUGCAUGACUUCUUUGGAAGAAAUGUCUUUGCUUGUGUGCUUAUGGCCUAGUCUUUCAGCCUCUCCUCUGGUUUUCAUUUCCAUCCCACUUCAGUGGCCCACUCAUCCACGUUCUCCUUCGUUCAAGCCUCUGUUCGUUCUGUGGGAAAGCUGUCACCAUUUCUGUUUAGCUUGUUUCAUGAAUCGCCCCCCUGAGACCUGACAUGAGAAGAGAACUCCCCUCGUUUCCCUUUUAUUUGGUGUUUUAUUGGUUUUGGUCAUGCAGGUUUGUUACUGUUCUUUUUAAACGAACUUCAGAGUCUAUGAGGCUUUCGAAGGGAAGAUCACAUACAUUGCCUUGACGUCUUAGAGAUUCUUUGCGGCGUCCCUAAGCUUGUCCCAAAAUAGGGGUUUGACAAAUCCGUAUUUUUGACAAUUGAGUGAUUUCUGUAAAUAAUGAAGGCUGCAAGUGUAGGAAGAAAAAUGAAUAGGAAAACACGUGCUCCUUACGGGAUUGUAUUUUAGAAAUAUAUUAUUUUAUUCAUUAAAAAUGGGUCAAAACAGGAUCAAGACAAAAACAGAAUAUUUGUAUAGUUUUGUUUGAAUGCUGAAAAUGUAAGGUUGUAUUGUUUGUAAAUAGUGUAAAUAUCUGGGAUUAAAACGAGCUACUUGCAUGAAAAGUAUGAACAGUCAAAAGAGAGGGAAAUAAAAACAAACAACAAAAGCAGUAGUGGCUAUGCUAUGUAAAAUGAAAAUAUUUCACUAUUAGAGUAUUUCACUUUAUUUUGAUUGUUCCGGAGAUGAACAUUUUGCUAAAGCAUGAUAUUAAUACAUAUGAAAAAGUUUAAAAAUAAUGUAUUUAGUGUUAGGAGAGGUCUUCAAACUUAUCUUAAAACCACUAUAGUUAUGUUCCUUUUUUAUUAUUUGUUUCUUUUGGGCUCCCAAGAAACUUUUGCCAAUGGUGCCAAGAUGUGUGAUAGCUGUAGAGCUCAAGAAGAUAAUUAGGUUCAUUCUGUUGCAGAAUAGAUAAUCAUACAGUGACUUCAUACACAUCAGCACCGAAAACCGUAAAGUCAGAAUCGCCCAGACUAAAAGGUAAAAAAGGGUCGCAGAGGGACUCCAGCAGACAGCUGAUCGUGUCUCCAUCAUCCAUGCGUAGGACAUUUAUUCAUCAAAACCAUGUCAAAGUUGUUUGGUUUUAUGGAAAUGGAAUGUGAUUGAAAUGUCAAGGUAUCGUUUCUGAACCUAAAGAUUGUAAAUGAUUGCCUUGCUGAUUGGAUUUCUGUAAAGCAGUCUGUGUAAUUCCUCUCUGUCACUGGAACCAAUGGAUCUCGUCUUUUUUGAUGUGAAGCGCGCGGCGCCUAGCUCUGAGUGAUUUCCGUUCUAUUGAAUGUUGUGGAACCGGUGGUAACAUGGUGUAACAGUCAAGAUUCAGACAACCACGUCUUGUAUCUUAUGCCAAAAGAACAAAAAAGAGAGAAACGUCUGCGUUAAAACAGGAGCUAAUCACAGUGCGUCUGCGUCAUGCAGUCGAAUGCUCGUUUGAGAUGUCGUUGUGUGUCUCCAGUAAGGAAGACUCGGUGAGCUGAAAUGACUGUAGUCUUUAGUGUGUAGCUCUCUGCACUUGUGCCACUUACAGAGCCUAACAUGUGUACCGAACACUGGAUAAUGUGAUAAUAGUAUUGUACGUUUAGAUUAAGAGAGAAUAACAGCCGAUUUGUUCUAGGUGCCUAUUGGCUGCUGUCUAAUUCUUGUCGAUUAUUCCUACCAGAAAGUAUCCAAACAUGUGAACAUUCAGCCAAGUGCCACUUAAAAAUGUUUUGGUUUUUAUUUCUUUAUCAUCAUUAGGAUAAUGGGUAUUUUUCUGAUUUCUGACCGAUUGGUUGUUUUUAUUUAUUUAUUUAUUUAUUUGUUGUGUUGAUGUAUAGAAAGUGCCUAUUCAUGUCCUCAUCUAACACCAAUCCAGAAUGAUUUCCGUCUACCUGACCUCGAGGGAGUGGUGUGCGUCCUCUGCAUGACGCCGCAUCAUCGUCACCCACCGUACCAUUACGCUCACCAGAGCCGCGGCGACACCAGGUCGAGCACGCUGGCCUUUCAGCAUUCCGGCAUUGCUCUUUAUUUUCCCGCCCCUUCCAUUUUCUACCGGGACAGCUUGUUGUUUAAAAAUGCCACUACUGGGGUUUGUUGCCUCGCACUCAUACUCUAGGCUAAAAAAUAAAUAAAAAUAAAAGGAGAAGGAUUUCUUAUGCUUGCAUGGGUAAAAUAGCUAACGGGGUGACAGAGCUGCACCUAUAGCAUGCUUAUUUUCUUUGAAUUGGUAGUCGAAUAGACUUGUUAAAGACAUGCUGCUCUGCACCACGAGGAAGAACACGUUUGCUGUGUCAAAAACUCGGCAAACCUACAAAUUCAGCCGGUAUUCAGCAGCAACACUGUUGUUUUCAUUAAAAAGCAUGAAGACCGAAAUCAAAGCAGGCAAGCUGUGACUCUCCGUUCUAAAUUUGAUUUGCUUGGUGUUAUUCAUUUAGGUUAGGACCAGUUUCAAUUAAACUUAAUGAAGGUUUGCUGAAGGAACACAAUCAACCGUAUGUGUAAGGCACUGAAACGGCACACAACCAGACGUGUGAGUGGUGGCGGCGGCGUAGAGCGUGGGUUUACCUCCCUUCUGUAUUUUACUCAGGGUGCCAAAACGGGGGAGGAGGAAAUGGAGCGGGGCCUGUGUUUCACAUCAGAGGGAGCUAAAACAGGCAGGACAACCUUCAGUGGUGCUUUCUGGUAAAAGUGAAAAAUGUCACGGGGCUGACAGGUUCACUGUGGGGAUGCUAAAGUCUUUCAGAUGAAUUCACAUAACAGAUGGUCCAUUUCCUCUCGGUAACCUCGAACACGACAGACCCUACUGGAGCCCUGGAACAGAGUCGACUUUAUACAGCUCGUUAGUAUAAAUGAUUAUACCUUCUCUCAUGGAAACCCGUCAAAUCAUGGUAUAAUUCUGGCCGCUUCCUUAGGCCUUUCAUUUAUCUAAGUGGCACUGGGUAGAGGGUAUUUAAGAUUAAGGGCAUAGUUCUAUGAAAAUUGCACCAACAAAUCUUAUUUUUACUGCCAUUUAUGAGUGGGACGAAAGGUCUAGCUGACGGGCGCUACAUCGUCAUCGGUUUUGAGACGUUCUGCGAAAUGACCUGAGAAUCUGCCUUUCCUCCUCUUCUUUUUCUGAAGCACCCAAAGGUAGGCGCGUCAGGACGGCAGAACAGAGGCGGGUUUACGGUGAAGUCCACUCGUCGACACAGAGCAAUAAAGAGCUGUUUAACAAAGACCUAUUGGCCUAGCCAAAGUUUCACAUGACUGGACCCAUGUAGUCGACAUACUCUUAUGCAAAUGCCAGUAUUGCAAGACAAGCAUUCAGUAGUUUAUGGACAGCAAUUGUACGGCACCCUUUACCGAACUGCACGUUUUCAUCAAUUCCAAACAGAGAAGAAAAAAAGGGCCCUGCUUUGAUAGAAAGUUAGGGGUCCUCGGCACUUUGCAUGUGAACUAGUGUUAGAUCUCUUUUCCUCUCCUCUAUAGCUGUCUUUCUCUCUGUCUUUCCCUGUUCUGUGAUCCAGUUUUUCUCCUCUCCCAACCCUCAAAACUCUCAUCUCCUCUUGGUUCUCCUAAUGUGUUUUGCUUUCCUCUUUCUUCCCUUCUCUUGUUUGUAAGUUUUAUUUUUGUAAUUGUGCAUGUACAAGCGUCACUGACUCAAUGGGUAUGUUUAAAAAUCUUAAAAAAGAGAUAUCAGCUGCUGAAGCCAUGCAAAACAUUUUGAAUUGCCCUUAAAAUAUGGAAGAUGUUUUCUGAAUGCUUUAUAUUCUUUCUGCUGUAAAAUAAUAAAAAAAAGGAAAAUAAUGAACUCCAGAAUCAA